AUGUUCCGUCGGUCCUUCAACUUCUCCCCAGAUCGCGAACGUACGACCAUCAACGACCUCCCCGAUGAAUUGCUGCUCAACAUUGGCGCGCACUUCACAAAUCUAAAUCGCAAUCGGGAUCUUAGAAAUCUCGCGCUUACAUCCAAGAAAUGGAAGCCUAUUGCGCAGGAAUGGCUGCUCAUAGAAUCGAGGUUCAAUCUCACUUUCAUUGAUGGGUACAUGUGGGAGAUGGGUCAUCGGUCGCACUUGCUGUCGCGCGUCAAGAAGUUGGAAAUCUGGAGUCGCAGUGAAGGAAGAACUUCAAAGACAAGACAUGUUAAUCGCAUCGGAGUAUACGUAUACCUUACCGACGUCAUCUAUAACCCGACCCCCGCUCCAGAUCACAUAACACAGCAAGCCGAAUUCAUGGAAAUAUGCAAGACCGUGAUCCAGCAUUACGCCGCCAACAAGCGACACGCGAAGGACUGGAUCAACUCUAUCACGACAGACGUCGUUGCCGCACUAUUUGGCGUUCUUCUCUGCGUACUCCCCAACCUACGUGAGUUGAACGUCAGCGACGCGUGGCUAAUGGAUUCUCCUUUCUUCGCCAACACACGUUCUUCGUCCGCCAUCGCGAACCCUCCACAUCCAUGGUUGUGGAGACACAGCUUCCUCAGUGGCGCGCUCGCAGCCACACUACCUCGUUUAACAGUGCUCGAGGAACACCCAACGCCAACCCGAGAGAUCUUUCCGAGGACACUGGAAACAUUACGUAUCAGCGAAGCGACGCAUAUCACAGCUAAUUUCCUCAACGAUCUCUGUCUCGCCAAGAAAGCCUCCUGCUUUCCCAACUUGAAGCGGGUGGAAGCUUACCACAUUGAAUAUCUAGAGAAUACCAGGGCUCGUGCCGAUCUAGCAAGAUGCCUAGACCCAAUAGACGAUGUGCGCGCCAUGUUCCGCGAUGCUGAGGUUGCGGUGUAUCUCUAUUUUCCACCCUGGACCAUGAAGACGUGGGAGUCAGAAAGUGGCACGCCGUGGAGAAUGAAGACUGAGCCGGAUAGGCUACGUCGUGGAGAAUAUACAUGUUAUCGGAAAGCUAUGGGUCCCUUUGGAAUACAUCAGGAACCGAUGGAUAGGAUUGAGAUUGAGUGGGAUGCCGAGGGAGACGCGGUCAUGCUCUAGGGUAGAGUGUACAUGUUUAUGGCAAUGAAUGGAAUGUAGAUUAGUGUCAGACACUGGGGUUUUAGAUUUUGCUCAGGAAGCAUCACUGUACAGUAUCGAUUCGAGCGUUGGAAAAUACAAGAAAGCAACUGCGGUCUGGAUCAUGUGUAGAAUUGGCACGAGGUGGUUACACCCAGAAAAGUUUUCAAUCCUGAUGAGGGCAUACUAAUAAGCUAGGAAAAUGAGGUGAAAUCAGAUAUAUCAGGCGGCGUUUUACCCCUCCCCCAUCCAAGUCGAAACCCAAACCAGUAUAGCCUGCCCCGCAAUCUCAACGCGUGCGGCUGAUACCCACAUAGCUCUUUCCUCGUCGUGUCAAAUUGCUAGCUGUCCCUUCGAUCAUUCAUGGUCGGCACAGCGUUAGGCUGCAUCUA
This is a messenger RNA of Alternaria alternata, 1571 nucleotides long. RefSeq lists its product as hypothetical. Lineage: Eukaryota; Fungi; Ascomycota; Dothideomycetes; Pleosporales; Pleosporaceae. The record is from RefSeq and is a predicted model, not a curated record. The coding region runs from base 1 to 1161 and encodes 386 amino acids. Gene Ontology annotation, molecular function: protein binding. The transcript has 2 exons.